AUGAGUUACUCACCUUCGGGCGAAGAAGCCGACUUCUGUCGCGAGCGAUCAAAUACUCAUUCCACACCAUCCUUGCCACAAUGCGGAUCUCAUGCUCCACCCUCUCGUCAAGAGAAUCCUCCACCAGUUCAUUCUAGGAGCGAAUGGAAACCAUCAUAUCCAAAGCUACCACCGUCACAUUAUCCCUCGCCACAUUAUCCCCCGCCACAUCAUUAUCUACCACCACAUUGUCCACCACCACAUUGUCCGCCGCCACAUUGUCAACUAUUACAUUACCCAUCGCCACAUUGUCAACUAUUACAUUACCCACAUUUGCCACCGUACAACAUUUCCUCGCAGUCUCCAUAUCAUAUGCUUCAGCCUUCGUUUUCAUACGUCCCACACCUACAUGCAUACAUGGCCUAUCCAUACAAUCCUAUCCAAUACCCGAUCCAGUACCCGUGCUCGCUUCCCAGCUGCCCUCAUCGCCUGCCGCCAUCCGAGACACUUCAUCAAGGGCUAGCGUACCUAUACUCAACAGCGGCUAAUAUGCUUUCGCAUUUUGUGCCGCCAGGCGUGGACGUCAAUACAGAGGCUUUGCCAUCCGAACAAAAGGCUGCGGAGAAUAGGCACCCUAUAUCCGACCCUUCGCAGGUCUCAGCUUCCCUUUCACCAUUGUUGCCUCCACGAUCUCUAGACAAGUCAAAGGCAUCCUGCCGUCCUAGAAGUAGAUCUCCCUCAAAGAACGCCUUCCCUAAUGUCAUAUCAUCUUUCGAAUUUCCAAAUGGGGAGGUUGCGUACGAGACAAACCUCAACAUCGUCACCAGUGGCAACAACCAAGUUAUAGCGUCUACUUUGGAUAGCGAAGAUGGCGAAAGCACUUUGGGAGCGUGCAGUAAUCGUCGACGUAAGCCAGGGUGUGGGUCCGGGUGGUCCAUGCUGGUAUACAAUAACCGCAAGCAAAAAAACAAAAUAACUUUCAUGAAGCGGUGCCUUGGAGUCUACAAGUGUCCGGUAGACAGCUGCGGGUAUCUGGAAAGGCCUAAGCUCCCUACAAGCAAAAGUAUAGACGCGCUCCCUCCGCCUCCAGAGGUUCCAUGCAAAACACACAGGCAGCAACUGAUUCAUACUCCAUGCCAGGCAAAAAUUGAUAUAGAGCGCAUUGGCAAUGGCAUGAGUGUCGGGGAUACGUAUGAAUACGCCUGCCGCUACCUAAGUCUCAUCGAACGCGAUAUUGAACAAGCCUUGAAGGGAUCGACGCUAAGAUACCAUCGAAUUAAGUAUCCUGCAAAGAGAAAAAAAGUGGACCGAACCAGCGAUGGCCGCGCGCCAGAUUGCAACAAGACGCUGUUCCCAGAGAUAUUUAAGCAGCAGUGGCGAGCAGGUCGUCCUAAAGGAAGUAGGAACAAAGCCCCCAAGCUAACGAUCGACGAAGAAUGGGAAGACCUCGCAAUACCAUGGCAGAUCCAAUAUAAGGGCUUCAAGGCAACCAAUACAUGUUCGUUAGACGCUCCUCUUAUGCUUUGGGUAUUAUUGCGUAGGUUUUCCGGGAUGCGAUACUCAGCAGCUACCUUAGCGACCUCCCAAGGGAGCCUACUGGAAGAUGUCGUUAACCUAGUAGUAUCUCAAAAUCAUGCCAAGGCAAGAUGGAUGUGGUGCAACAAAGCUUUGGGAUUAACACCAGAAGGUGACCAUGAUUUAUGGGACUCUGUUGAGGGCAGCUUCACUGAUCAUUUGCGAGGCUUGACCGCAUUCAAGCCUAUUUUCAACUCGACGUGUUCUGAAGUGGAAUGUCCCAAUCGAACUUUGAAAGAGACACAAAGUGCUUCUUAUUUUGUCAUGAGGAGCCAUGCAAGGCAAAUUAAACAAGAGAGCGUUGACAUGUCGGCUGGGGAGGGGGGCACUUCUUGUUCUUUGCCACUGCAGGCUCAGGGACCCCACAAGCGGAUGCUUUCACUUAACCUCGAAGAUGGAACGUUGGAACCUCUGGAAGUCUGCAGCGGCACGCGGGUGUAUUCCCGAAUGGAGGUUACUGAAUGGCCACUGCUACUCAUUAUCGACUGCCUUCAGGCGUGGCACACCUCUACAGGGUCGUUCGCCUGCCCAGACCGAUACAUUUUUCUCGAUGGUGCUGAUUUUAUUUUGGCAGGUGUUAUACUCCAUAAUAUGAGCGAAGGGCACUAUACGGGUAUGGCUCUGAUCAAGAGGCGCUGGAUAUACUACGAUAGCAUGAAGCCGCGCAAGCUGCAAUGGAUUGGUGACCAAAUGGCUGUUCCUGAUGGUUUUCAACCAACUCAAGUAUGGUACCUGAGAUCCCACAACCAAUUAGCUGGCAACGAGACAGAUAGGGAUGAUGUCUUUAGUAGUCCCAGUGUUACUAGUGCAGACAACUCGGAGGACAGUUCAACUGAGAGUCAAAGCCCGAAGGAGGAUUCAAGCGAGGGCCAUGGAGGUUCCAAGGGUGAUUCAGGCGAGGGCCAUGGAAGUUUCAAGGGGGAUUCAAGUGAGAGCCAAGAAAGCUGUAGGGAGGAUUCAAGUGAGAGCCAAAAAAGCUGCAGGGAGGAUUCAAGUGAGAGUGAAGAAAGCUCCAGUGAAGAUUCUAAGCAACCACGGCAAUCACGACAAAAUUAUCCAUUCAGUAGCUCCACCAACGUUGUUUCCAAUAAGGGAAAGUUGCCAACAUGUGAAGGCUGCAAUAGCCAGUUGGAAAGACAAGCUAAGAGAUUAUUAGUCAAGGUCCCAAGCAACGUCAAGAAAGGGUGGAGUGUUACAAGGUCUUAUCACUUUCUCCGGGCCUGCCUCACUAAGCUACCUCAAGAGCAGUACGACGAGGCCAUGCGACAACUGCGAUUAUGUUCUCUUUACAUGGGAUUUGUGCGGGCCAGCUUAAGCGAUAGUAUCAUUGCAUGUUUAUUUGUGAAUGUCAAUUCUAGUGUUAGUAUCAGUGCAUGUUUGUUUGUGUCUCUCCAGCCAAUGGCCUUUCAGUUAUUUUAUUCACCAGCUCCGACGCGUGUUUUGAACCGAGACCAUGAGCUUGACAGCACUGAAAUGAGAAACCCUUUUGUUGUAGCUACAGAGAGCGGUUAUUCGGACAGAGUAUCCUUUGUAAAGGAGGCUCUUGAGUCACUGCAGUCUGAGGAUGCUCAAAUACGCUCGUCAGCCUACCUUAACUUGCAGGCCAAGUUCAGAGAGGGCGAUGAAAAGCCUUUCUAUCUGAAGGAAGUCAAAGAGUCAAUACGAUUGUUUGCGAGGUAUCUCAUGAGGGAUUUAGAUCUAUAUAGCCCUCCGAGUUUGAUUCAGGCGGCACUAAAGUGUACAGGCUACUUUCUUUUCAACCAGAAAAUUGUCGCGAUGUUUACUUCAAAAGAAAUCGAGGCUCUACUUGUACAAAUAUUACAUUUGGUCAAUGCAGCGAAUGAGAAACCAACUUGUAAUUUGGCAAUAUUGACUCUCUCCUCUACCAGAAUCCCUCGAAGGCUCUUGUAUCCGUUCCUCCCGCAUAUGAUCGAGGCCUUCUUGGACAAUCUGGAGUCCCGAUUCAAGCCGUCAAGUAUUACGAAUGAAUCCCUAGGAGGCAUGUUUAUCUUAUUUACACAAUUUCUAAAUGAAAUUGUGGCAACAGUCCAAUCAUGGCUCAUGCCUGUACUUACGAGAUUAAUAUCACCCAUUCCUGAUAUCCGGUCAAGGGCGUUGGAGCUGUUGACAAUGGCGAUCCCUAAGUUGAUUGAAAAGGAGGAUUCGAGGCGAAUACAGGCCGUCAACGAAUUCAUGGAUGAUUAUAGCACUGAGUCCCUUGAGGUUUUGACAGCAAACUUUCUGGAUGCUAAUGAUGAGGUUUACGCCAUCUCUGUCUGGGGCGCUCUAGUCACGCUAAUGAGAAAGAGACUACAAGAAAGUCCAUUGCUCAACCGCAUGCUAAAGAUGGUGGAGAAAUGUUUUAAUUCGACAUCAUCCGCGAGGACAGAAAUCAAAAUGGCCGCGUUUCAAGCAUGGACCUGUAGUCCAUUGCAAUUAAAACAUGUCAGUUUUAUCCCAGAGUGCCUUAAAGUGCCUUUUAAAAUGGCAAUAGAUGAGAAGCCACCCAUGGUAUCAUGA
Messenger RNA from Lobosporangium transversale, 4074 nucleotides. RefSeq names its product Rap1-interacting factor 1 N terminal-domain-containing protein. Gene Ontology annotation, cellular component: nucleus. Gene Ontology annotation, biological process: telomere maintenance. Bases 1 to 4074 code for a protein of 1357 amino acids. The record is from RefSeq and is a predicted model, not a curated record. Lineage: Eukaryota; Fungi; Mortierellomycota; Mortierellomycetes; Mortierellales; Mortierellaceae. The transcript is spliced from 9 exons.